This is a messenger RNA of Hemicordylus capensis (graceful crag lizard), 10473 nucleotides long. RefSeq names its product dynein axonemal assembly factor 9 (gene DNAAF9). The record is from RefSeq and is a predicted model, not a curated record. Lineage: Eukaryota; Metazoa; Chordata; Lepidosauria; Squamata; Cordylidae. Bases 278 to 3811 code for a protein of 1177 amino acids. The transcript is spliced from 37 exons.
GCUGGCCCUGCCGGGCUGUACCAUCGCCUCCGACCGGGAAGGGGGGAGAGCCAGGGCUGGCCGGGGCGUGGCAGAGCCUCCCCCCUCGGAGCAGGCCCUCCUCGAGACAGGAGAGGGUGGGAGGCGAGAGGCGGCUCGCGCUUCGCCUGGCCCUCUGCUCCCCCCUCCAGCUGUUGGGCGGUUGGUACGGCCCGCUCCUGCCUCGGUGCUGCGGCGGAGUCAGGAGGGUGCUGCCGGCCGGGAGGGUGGUUGGUCGGUCGGUCGGUCGGGCAGGACAAUGGCGCUGCUGCCCCCCUCGCGCACCCCGCUGCUCCUGCCCCCGGCCCGAAGGGGGCGCGCCAAGGCUGCGGCCCAGCCCAGCGUCAGUUGCAGCCGCCUUCGACAAAUCCAAAGCAUUCUGAUGCAGAGCAGCAAAUCCCAGCCAGAUGGAAUACUGUGUAUUUUGGGAAUUGAUAGCCGGUACAAUGAAGGCUGCCGGGAACUGGCGAACUAUCUCCUCUUUGGCUUGUAUAACCAGAACAACAAUGAAUUUGAAAGAUCAGGGUUUCCUGAAGAAGUCCUUGAUGAUGCGAUCUUACUAAUAAAGCCGGACAGUGUCCAUCUGUACUGCAACCCUGUCAACUACAACUACCUUUUGCCAUAUGUAGCGUUUUGGAGAAACUUGCAUUUCCAUUGUAUGACUGAGAGCGAGUAUGAAGAUGAAGAAGCUGCCGAGGAAUUCAAGAUUUCCAGCUUUGUAGACAUGGUCCGUGACUGUAGUCGCAUUGGCAUUCCCUUCAGCUCACAAGGUCACCUGCAGAUAUUUGACAUGUUCAUUGUCGAAAAGUGGCCGAUCGUGCAGGCUUUUGCACUGGAGGGGAUAGGCGGCGAUGGCUUCUUCACCAUGAAAUAUGAGUUAAUGGAUGUCAGUGUGGAUCUGUGGAAAACAUAUAGCAAAAUGGACCCUGUUUCCUUGGAGAACUUACUGUAUGAGGAUUUGAUGACUUUUGAGCAUCAGUGGACCAACUUCUUUGCCAAUUUUGACACUGAAAUUCCUUUCAUCCUGGAGCUGUCAGAGUCUCAAGCGGGGGAGCCAUUCCGGAGUUAUUUCAGUCAUGGAAUGAUUUCAAGCCAUAUAACAGACAAUAGUCCCAGCAGGCAGCCAUUUGUGCUUUUCGGCACCCAUUCCUCAAAGGAGAAUCUGAACUCCGGCAAUUUCAAUUUUCCGUCUGAGGGGCAUCUGGUUCGCAAUACGGGCCUCGGUGGGAGCACUGCCAAGCACAUGGUGGUGCAGUGUGUCUCUCCUAAAGGACCUCUGGCUUGUUCAAGAACUUACUUCUUCGGAGCCACCCACACUCCUUACCUUGGCAAUGACAACGAGAUGGAAAAGAAAGCAGACCAAGUGAAGCUGUUGUCCCAAAUCUAUGCUGCUGUUGUAGAGGCUGUUCUGGCUGGUAUAGAUGCCUAUUCCAAAACGUCCAGUACCACCAAGGCAAAAGAAGUAGCUGAGCAAAUGUUCUUCAAUAUGCUUGAUGCCUUUGAACUUACAUAUUUCAAAACACCACUGCGCACCAGAACAGAUUUUCAGAUUCAAGCUGUGAACAACCAUGGAAGAAUUAUUCCACUGGGUAAUGAGGAUAGCCUCUACUUAGUGAAAACUGUCUCCAUGACAGUCUAUGACAUUCCAGAUUUACUUGGUGGAAGGGGCUGCCUAGGCUCAGUAGUCUUCUCAGAGUCAUUCCUGGCAUCACAGAUUCUCGUAAAAGAAAAAGAUGGCAGCAUCAGCACAGAAACCAGCUACGUCGUUCUCACUGCGGCUAUCCCGAGAUCAGUUUCUUGGCUGGUUGAAGAUAACGAAGUGAAGCUGUCUGAGAAGGCGCAACAAAUCCUGAAGGAGGAAGAAUCUUUCCUGGGCACCUUCCUGACUGGAGGUGAUGGGGCCUACAUAGCUUCUAGCAAUUCUCUGUGUCGUCCAGAGGAAGGGAAACUCUCUUUCUUCUCCGAGGGCAUUCUGUUUUGCCAUCCCCACUAUGAAAGCAUUACCAUUUCGAAGACCCACAUGACAUCCAUCAGGUUCUAUGAUGGAGACUCCACAAGUGUUGUAGCCGCUCUCCUUAUAGACUACAAGAGCUCCCUGCUGCCCCACUUGCCUGUCCAGUUUCAUACCCCAAGCAACACUCUGAUGGUCGCACUCUUCCCAAAGUCAAAGCUUUAUAAAGCUUUCUAUUCCCAGGUUUUUUCUGCCUGGCAACAGCGGGGGAACUCUGGAAUAACGUUAAAGCCUACUCGGGAUGAUUGCCUGCCUACAGAGCAGAAGCGAUUACAUUCCAGCAUGCAGAAACUGUUUAAUGUCUUGUCCUAUCCUGCUGGGGAAAGAUGGAGCCAGCUCAGAAUAUCAACAAGCCUCCCAGAUCUGGACCGAUUUCUGCCGCACUUUGUGGUUGGUAGUGUAAGCCGUGAGCCAGUGAUGAGAACCCACCUGCCAACCUUGUUGCAGCAGUCGGACGGCAUUCCUGAUAACCAGACAGAAAAUAAUAAGGUGGUGAUCACUAUCUUAACAGGCCUUCCGGGAUGUCGCUCAAGUGAUCUUAGUUCUUUCCUGGUCACAUUUAACAAAGAAUACGGAAGGUGGCUUGUUUAUCGCCAGACUAUGGAUAGCCCUGAAUGUUUCAGCGCAGCCCACUUCCAGAAAUACCUGACUAGUGUUCUUGACUCUCAGCACAACCGUAGUGCCCGUCUUUCAACUUACAACAAGAAGAAAAUGAGGUUACUGGUGGUUCUGCAGGGAUAUACCGAUGUGAUUGAUGUUGUGCAGGCCCUUCAGACUCACCCCGAUGCUGACGUGAAGGCCUCCUUUGUCAUUGGAGCGGUCUCUACUUGCGUAGAACCACUUAGUUGCUACAUGGAACACAGGUUUCUUUUCCCCAAGUUCCUGGACCAGUGCUCGCAAGGUUUGGUGAGCAACGUGGUCUUCACCAGUCACACUGAGCAGAGGAACCCGCUCCUUGUCCAUCUCCAGCACCUUAUUCGGGCAGCGAACCCUGCGGUUUCAUUUAUUCUGGCAGAAAGUGGGGUGGUGACUAGGAAUGAAGACAUUGAACUAAUUCUCUCUGAAAACAGUUUUUCAAGCCAAAGGAUGCUGACUGAGCGCUAUUUGACGUACCCUGGCUGGUAUGAUGGCAAAUUUCGAGUGGGUUCGGUCUUUCCCCCGAUGGUUCAGAUCUGUGUGUGGUUUAGCCGUCCUCUAGAGAAAACGCGGUUUGUGUCCAAGUGCAAAGCUUUGAAGACCUCCAUCAAGUCAAGCCCCUUCUCUGGAAACAUAUACCACAUUUUGGGCAAAGUUAAAUUUUCAGAUUCUGAUCAGAUGAUAGAAGUCUGCCACAACACGUCUUCCAACUCAUUAAGCCUGGUGCCUGUUCAGGAGGGGCCAACUCCUCCUCCUGAUUCAAGAAAUGACAGCCGAGACCACAGUGGGCUCCAGGAGUGUUUCCUGGUGUUCAUUGGCUGCUCCCUCAAAGAAGGCGACGUAAAGGACUGGCUGCGACAAACGGCAAAGCAGAAACCCCAGAGGAAAGCUCUAAAAACCCGGGGCAUGCUGACCUUGCAAGAGAUCAGGAGCAUCCACGUGAAACGCCACUUAGAUCCACUUCCAGCUGGCUACUUCUACAAUGGGACCCAGUUUGUGAAUUUCUUUGGGAACAAGAUGGAUUAUCACCCGUUAAUGGACCAGUUCAUGAACGACUACUUGGAGGAAGCAAACCGUGAGAUAGAAAAGUACAACAGAGAGCUGGAGGAACAGGACUACCAUGACCUCUUUGAACAGAAGACCUAAACGAUGAAGGAGGCCGCUGAAAUGCCAUGAAGCUUCAAACUAAUUGUCAGUGGCCAAGACAUGCUUUUUAUUUAUCUUUGCUGGUUAACAAGAAAGAAGGAAAGCAAAUUCAUCAGUUUUCAGUUGCUCUGUUGAUACUGCAGCUCCGUAUCUGUUAAAAUCUGGCUUCUGUGCUUGUGCGUUUCCACACUUGCGUGGAGCUCCAUGACCUAGAAUUCGUUCUAUGUCUUUUCGUGGAAAUGUAACAUAUAUUUGUUUUUUGGUAUUAGUAACUUACAAAGCUGUGUUGCCUGGUUGCCAAGCUGGUCUGGAGCUUGUUCCUUCUGAUGUACCAUCACAUUUGGAGAGGAAAGCAUUUGACAGGGAUGGGGGCGCAGCAUGCAGACUCUGUGUCUGCUUCUAAAACGCAAAAUGGGGGAGCACACGUGCUCUCUGGGGAGCUCUUGGUAGCCAACAUGGUGGUUUCUUGGGGGGUGUUCCUAAAGCGAGAAAUGGGGGAACACGUUCUCCUUGGGGAGCUCUUGGUAGCCAACAUGGUGGUUUCUUGGGGGGUGUUCCUAAAGUGAGAAAUGGGGGAACACGUUCUCCUUGGGGAGCUCUUGGUAGCCAACAUGGUGGUUUCUUGGGGGGUGUUCCUAAAGUGAGAAAUGGGGGAACACGGUCUCCUUGGGGAGCUCUUGGUAGCCAACAUGGUGGUUUCCUUGGAGGGUGUUCCUAAAGCGAGAAAUGGGGGAACACGGUCUCCUUGGGGAGCUCUUGGUAGCCAAUAUGCUGGUUUCCUUGGAGGGUGUUCCUAAAGCGAGAAAUGGGGGAACACGGUCUCCUUGGGGAGCUCUUGGUAGCCAACAUGGUGGUUUCUUGUGGGGUGUUCCUAAAGCGAGAAAUGGGGGAACACGGUCUCCUUCGGGAGCUCUUGGUAGCCAACAUGGUGGUUUCUUGUGGGGUGUUCCUAAAGCGAGAAAUGGGGGAACACGGUCUCCUUGGGGAGCUCUUGGUAGCCAACAUGGUGGUUUCUUGGGGGGUGUUCCUAAAGCGAGAAAUGGGGGAACACGUUCUCUUUGGGGAGCUCUUGGUAGCCAACAUGGUGGUUUCUUGGGGGGUGUUCCUAAAGUGAGAAAUGGGGGAACACGGUCUCCUUGGGGAGCUCUUGGUAGCCAACGUGGUGGUUUCCUUGGAGGGUGUUCCUAAAGUGAGAAAUGGGGGAACACGGUCUCCUUGGGGAGCUCUUGGUAGCCAACGUGGUGGUUUCCUUGGAGGGUGUUCCUAAAGCGAGAAAUGGGGGAACACGGUCUCCUUGGGGAGCUCUUGGUAGCCAACAUGGUUGUUUCUUGUGGGGUGUUCCUAAAGCGAGAAAUGGGGGAACACGGUCUCCUUGGGGAGCUCUUGGUAGCCAACAUGGUGGUUUCUUGUGGGGUGUUCCUAAAGCGAGAAAUGGGGGAACACGUUCUCUUUCGGGAGCUCUUGGUAGCCAACAUUGGGGAGCUCUUGGUAGCCAACAUGGUGGUUUCUUGUGGGAUAGCCAACAUGCUGUUUUUUGCAGUGGUGUUCCUAAAGUGAGAAAUGGGGGAACACUUGCAAAAUAUGUCUGCCUUGGUGGUUCACUGCUGCUCUGAACUCUCCACACUAAAAAAAUCUUAGCUAUAUGAUGAACCUUCUAAGCUUGGGUUUGGUACGUUUAGAUUUUAGCAGCAACAGAUCAGUACACUUCAAGUUGGGGGUGGGGAAAUCACUGGAGACACCUUGGCUUCUCCUGCAAGAAACUUCUUUUAGUGCUGCUUGGGGUUGGCUGAGAUUUGUUGGGUAAUUUUGCACAUUUUUCUCUAUUGCAAGUUGAACAAAGCUUACUGGUACAUUGGUGGAGACACUCUGUCCCUAGUAUUAGCAAAGAGCGCUUACUUUUUCAAAUGUGAUGUGUCUUAUCUGCAGAACUUCUGCAGGGUGGGGGUGCCAUUCUCUGGCCUUGCACAAAAUCAAAACAUUGGGGUUCGGUUUCCUUAAGAAUAAAUAGCGCCCUGCCUUUAAAAUGAAAGGCUGAUUCAAAGGGACACGCUUCGCAGAACACUAAGCAUGCCAGCAUGGUUAAAAUUAGUAGUAUUAUUGGCCUCUGUGCCAGAGUAAAAAAAUUUAGGCCGAAAGUAACAAAGAAGCAGGAAGCAAUCUUUUUUCUGGUGCAGCCUGGGAAACUGGGAUUCCAAGCUUGAGGACUGAGAUCCAGCUGAACCUCUGGGGUGCUGGCACGCAGGGGGACGACUCGUAUUUGUCCCUGUGGAUCUCGUCGCUGCUAAGCAGAACUCUAACCAUAGAAGAGGUUUAUUUGCUAGCUCCUGCAUCACUACAGAAAUUUAAGAACUAGAAGUCUGAGUUCAGGAUUCCCACGUGUCAAAACUCACUGGGAUACAAGUGUUGUGUACUUUCCAAUGAUGCAACAUCCCACCUCUAGAUAGCCUUUUUUUAAAGCACAAGUGGAAUAUCAGCAGAACAGCCUCUGCAAUAGGAAUAAGGCUAAGCUCUUUCAUCCCAUAGCUUCAUCAGACUUGAUGCUUUAUGGGCAGAGAUAAAUUCUGGUCUCUUUCUGGCGUCAGUUGCUGAGGUGUCAAGCAGGGUCAAAAAAGUAGGAAGCAUUUUCAAGAACGUAAUGUGUGUGUCCUGCUGAGCACCAUUGGCUGCUGGGGGUCUAGAAGAUGCAACCAUGGGUGGGAGCUCCAACUUUGAAUUCUAGGCAGCGCAGCUUAGAUUUUAAAUGUCUAAGGUGGCUUCAUAGUCGUUUUAAAUCUUUUUGCAGGUGUUUGUUAUUGUUGCACUCCUUAGGACCUUAAUAGGAUUAAAGUUAUUUCCUUAAAAUUGAAAGCUGGCUCUUAGUCACUAAAUAUAUAUAUAUAUUAUUUUAAGCUUUCUGUGGGUUAGUAACGCCCAUAUUACCAGUAAUAGAAUGUCCUUCUGAGGAUCAUGGAUUAUCUAUGCAUGGAUGUACCUUAGUUAUUCUUAAAAUAUACUAAUAGUGCCUGGUAGGAAAAACAUAGCAAUUAUUUUAAAGGAGCAGUUGGUGUGUUGAAGGCUAAGUUGAUUUUGCUGUAACCGGUAAAAACGCAGCUUGUAUUUCUCAGAUGGCGUGAUUUUAAUGUGGCUCCAGCAUCAGGCAUGUGGAGCUCUCUCAUGACCUUAUUUCUGUACAUCCUGAAACUAAGUAGUCCUCUGGGGAAAAGAGGAGCCUCUUCCCUGGAGCUAGGAACCUAACAGAUACAGAGCUUCUGAUUAAGGGCCUCACGUGUAGCCCAGAGAGCCCAUGGGACUCCUCUCUCAGUUGGCCUCUUCCAUUUGAAGCCCGUGGGCAACACCGACCCAUGGGAGCAUAAGAGCUCCUGUCAGAAUCUUCUGGUGUCUGAUUAAUAACAAGCAGGAAAUUCUGGCAAAUGUGGAUCAGUUGUCUGCCCUAGGGUGGCAAGGAAUCAUUUCCACUUUGCCCUGUAGUCGCUCCGUUUCCAGAGGCACUUUUUUGGGGGAGACAAUUCAGGCAACGAAGCCUGAAUUUCCAUGGUGAAGUUUAAAGUUCACUGCACUCUUGGGCUCCACGCCGUAAAGUCAAAAUUUUGAAUGUGUGCUUGGUUUCCUACAAAAGGAUCAAAUGGAGGCAGAACUUUUUUGCCACUAAAUUUCAUCAGGAAACCCAGGGUAGAUUUUUCCCCUCCCCAUUUUUGGUGGCAUUUUGUGUAGAAUAAGGUACCUAAAAUUGAGCCCCCAACUUGAUUGCAGAAGCUGUCCCAAAUCAAGAUACCUGAAGGUAUCCCAAAGGGGUAAAAGAGCAAAACCUAAUGGGCUCAAGUUUGCUGAGAACUUGUUGUCCUUAAGGGGCUUCCAUUUAUUUCAAGGUGGGUUCUUGGUAGGGGUGGGACAGAUGAGAAGUAGGCCAUUAAUUUGCCAGCCAGCAUAACUUAGUGGAAACCCUGGUUGCUCCUUUCUUUGGCAUAGAUUGUCUAAUGACCUGCAAAAGCCAUAUAAUCUAGAAAUAAUCUUGUUGCUCUCCAGCAUCCAGAAGCUGAGGCAAAUGGUGGCUCAGAUGCGUUGCCUCAGCUUCUUCCUCAUAACUAUAUAGGUUUUAAGUGCAAUUGUUGUUAAAUAGGUGAAGAGAUUGUAGCUUACUUUGCUCCGCUGAACUCUGAAACUCUCGAAAGCUGCAGGAGAUGGAACAGCGCCCAACAUGGUGAAGGCCACCAUGCGGCAUGAUUCUGAGGGGCCCCUAAGUUGCAGCUAGAGAACAUGCCCCAAACAAGCAGGCACCUUGUGGUCACCGCAGAAAAGACCCCAGGGCAGAGGUGGGCAAACUUGGCCCUUCAGCUGUUGUUGAACUACAACUCCCAUCUUCCCCUGCCACAAGUGUUGCAGGGGAUGCUGGGAGAUGUAGUACAACAGCUGGCAGGCCACGUUUGCCCACCCCUGCUCAAAGGGCACCUCAGCCCUCAUGUAGAGGAUCUGAUGCCUCAUUUCAGUGCCUCUCCUGACCAGAACAGGGAGGGUGCUCCCAGAGUGGUCCCUGUGAGUUCACGGGCUGGAACUAAUGUGGUAGACCAAGAGUUCCCAACUGUGGGUCCCCGGAUGUUGUUGGUCUGCAGCUCCAACGGUCUUUGGCCAUUGUGGCUGUGGAUGAUGAGAGUUGCAGUCGAACAUCUGGGGACCCAAAAUGGGGAGGCUCAGUGGUCGACCCUGCAGUCUGUGGAGGUGGGCUCCUCCUUUGUAUACCUCGGACUUCUUUCAGGGGCCCCUUUCCUUGACACCAAAGCGCUGUUCAGGAAGUUGCUCCAAGGAUGGCUCCUAGGCCCUGUCGCGUGGCUACCAGUGGCUGCUGGAUUAGCCCCUCAACAGCCCACUCCUGCAGUGAACCGUAAUUAGUCUUAGAUGCUGCGAGAACCAAGCUGUGGUGGGGGACACAACUUACCCCCAUGCCAAUUUGGUUGCAUGGGUCAGAGAUUUAGCAGAGGGCCAUGACAAAGGCAUGGUAGAUUUAUAUGCUGUACUGCAUGUUAAGUGAAAACAAUAACCGUCUUAUGCUAUGAAGGCCUUUCACCAUCCUGGUACUGCUUAAACUUAAAAUAUUUUGAUAUAGGCAAAAUUUUUGAUUACCUCAACUUGUUAAUGCAGAGGUUCUUGAACUUGGGUCCCGAGAUGUGGUUGGACUGCAACUCCCAGCAUGCCCAGCCACAAGGGCCAGAGGCCCUUGAGGUUAGACAUGAUGGGCAUUGUAGUCCAACCACAUCUGUGGACUCAAGUCUGAGAACCCCUGUGUAUUAAUGAUUUAACUGUGAUCUUUUUUUUUUUAAUGGGGUGGGGCGCGGGGAUAAAAUAGCCAAAAUGCUGAAACUGUAACAGUAGGAUCCUGUUCAAGACAUAUCAGUGCCUUGUUUACGAUGCUGCUGUUAACACAAUGCAAAUUGUAGAAGCAGAGAGCAUCGUGGUUCCUAACAAUUGCACCCUGUUUUGAAGGGAGAAGACCAUUUUGGUGAAAGGACUCUAAAUCUAGCGAGGAAUAUUUAGCACACAUGGUUAAGUUCCGAUUUUGUGUCUCUCUUUUUCUUAAAAAAGAUAAAACUCUUUGAGGACUAAAACCAAUGGAGAAAUACUUGAUCCUGCUGCCAUUUUUGGAAGGCAAUUGCUGAACUUAAUUUAGGAAUUGCACCAAUUAACUGGCAGCAUUUUUAUAAGUGGGUGGCGGGGGGGGACCUAACUUUUUUUACACGAGAGGGAAACUUGCAUUACUGAUAAAUAUCUAGUUUUGGAAAUUUUUAAGCUACUGUAAAACACGAAAAUAGCACCGUUUCUAGCUGCAAAUAUAGAAAGUCAGAAGUGCGAUUAUACUGUUCUAUUCACCGAUGCUGUCCAGUGAAGAUGGCAACGGUGCCAAGCGUUCAAGCAUUCCUCGUGUUUCACGGAAGUGCAUCAAGGAGUCCUCAAGGGGUUUCUGUGCUUGCUGACCUUCCCAUUAGCAGCUUGUGUGGUUUCAUAUCACCUGAGAAUGAGUGGUCAGAAGUCGCUGAAGUUAUACGAAGGGUGGGAGGUGGGGGGAACACAGCCAACUUUAGGAAAGGGAACACUUGCAAUCCAAACGGUGCUGUUUGAGUUGCACAUGUUCUCUGCGUUUUUCUUCGGAAUAUUUUUUUUCCUGAAUUUUGCACAGCUAAUAAGCUUCAGAAUACCGUUCAGGUGUUCUUGAAAGGGAAAACUGUAACUAGGGGAUGAAAAUAUGUAAACUGUGAGUUGUUAGAACUGCGUUGCUAAACCUAAUUUUAGAUGGUUGAAAAUGUACCUCAGAAAACUAGUAAGAAACUGCUUUGUCCUUUACCUAGUCGUGAAAGGCUUGCGUAACACAUCUUUUUUUAACCAGGUGCCAAAAUUUUUCAUACUAGUUUUCAUACACAUUAAUAUUUGCAACGUUCAGUAAAAUGUUAUUUUUACAAACUCUACUGUAACUUCAGUUAAACUGAAAUGUGUGGUUGAAGCUUUUUUGCUUAUUAUUUCUAUUUAUGACAUUACUUGAUUCAGUAAAUAUAUAAAAGUACCUUUCCCUUUAUUUUUGUAUUGUUUUACACGUUUAUACCUGCUGUUUGUGAUUAUUAUUAUUUUUUACACUUGGAUGCGAUUCUAAAAUCCAAUAAAUUAUAUCCAUCUGUUGA